AACAGCUUUCGACCCAACACCGGAACCUUUAAAUUCUAGAUGUUCGCCCGGUCGGUCAGUUAAAAAGAAUGCACCGUCUGUACGGUUGUUGUAGCAACCGCCUUUAGCGUUUACACCGUCGACGUCGUUUGUAGUGUUGUUAAAAAAAAACAUAUAUGCGAAAUGGCUUGUACCUUUUAACUUGUUGCACUUUGAAAGUGCUUUGUAAAUCAAAUGAAUUGUUAUUAUCAGUUUAACUACAUGUAACUCACGUUCAACCUCGACCGAUGUUAUUCGUGUUUGUCUGUGAUCAAACUGUAGCUAAGUGUUAAAAGAUUAAAAACGCGGUUAUUGCUAUAACCCUCAACACAUAGAGAAAAAAACACAGUCAGUGUUGACUUAGCAUGUCGGCUGUCAGCAGUAUCGUUCCUGCUCGGUUUCUCACUAUCAUAGCUCACCUUGUCAUCGUUAUCACUAUCUUCUGGUCAAGGGACAACAAUGUAAAGGCGUGCUUACCUUUGGAUUUCACGCAAGAGCAAUAUGACACUGAAGACAGAAAGUUGGUGGUGGCUUUGGGAGUCACACUCGGUCUGUUUGCCAUAGAGCUGGCCGGAUUCUUCUCAGGAGUGUCCAUGUUCAACUGCAGUCAAAGUCUCCUGUCACUGGCUGUCCACUGCAGUGCAGCUGUCUCCUUGUCUUUUUUUGUAUUUGAGAAGUGGGAAUGCUGGACAUAUUGGGUUAUUUUUGCAGUCUGCAGUGUGUUACCUGCUUUUGUGGAGAUUCUUCUGUUCAUUGCUGUCUUUGGUCUGAAAAAGAAGCCAUUAUAAAAAGACAGACGAUGUCCACAAGAUGUGAGGAGAUCCCAAACACAGUACUCGUCUCAAUGAGUCAACACCUAAACCAUCAUAUACAAGCCACUCCCUAUAUUUUUCAUAUUUGUACAAUUUCUACAAAGAGAGACUUGUGAGUGUGUAAGUUGUAACUUUGAAAACUUUGAAGUGCUUAUUUUUUUAGAAACCACUGCUGUAAUUUUCAGACACAAAUACAUUUUAUACAAAUUC
Molecule: messenger RNA, 1040 nt
Organism: Solea senegalensis (Senegalese sole)
Lineage: Eukaryota; Metazoa; Chordata; Actinopteri; Pleuronectiformes; Soleidae
Product: transmembrane protein 107-like
Exons: 5
Coding region: 384-806 (140 amino acids)
Biological process (GO): protein localization to ciliary transition zone; non-motile cilium assembly
Cellular component (GO): MKS complex
Source: RefSeq, a predicted model, not a curated record